CGGGGUUCGACGACGUCGCACAUCGCUCGAGGAACGCCACGUACUGGCCGCUGUAUGGUACUGGCUGACCUGAGCAUGUUAAUCGGCAUUCGAGCCUAACUCUCCUUAGCCCUUACGGCACACUCGUUUGAAGGAUACCUUAUAAUAAUCGGUCGCAGCCCGGAAUGACGACGAAGACGCAUUCGGCUACCCCUCGGUCACGUCUCCCCCGUUUCAGCCUCGGUCUAGGGCUUAAAGGUGCAGAUACAAGUCGCAGGAGUGAACCAGAUGGCGAUUCGGACUACAUUCCCUACAACGGGCCCUAUGAGCCCCCUCCAGAGCCUCCCGACCGCGACCGCGACAGCUGGGGAGAUCCCGUGGAUAGGAACCGAGAGGAUGGUGGGAUGGUUGGCGAUAGGGACUACUACGAGAGGUGCGCGGGAGAUGACCGAAAGUAUGGGCAUGAGGUUCGAUUUUCGGAAGAGACAGGGGAAGGCGAACAUCCGCGGAAAAGCAUGGGGACAUCCUCUGUGCGCUCCAGGGUCACUUCGCGGAACACACCACAUCGCCCGCCGAUUCCAUCUUACAUUAACCUGGACGGCACGGGGGGAGUAGGCGAGUCUCCCAGACCUACAAGGCCAGUCGAAGAUGCGUCCUCCCCGACCUCCACGGCGUCUAAUAACCGGAUGAGCUUUGCGAGCUUCUUCACGUUCGGCCACAGUUCUAAGAAGACGCCCCCUACAUCUUCUGCGUCCCAGUCCACGCGGGUCCAAGGUGAGCUGCGACACAGCCAGUCCACAGACUUUGCCCUUCAGGGCAAGAAGGGCCGGCGGGACCAUGUAGACUCGGUCGCUGUACGUCAGGACCAGGUCGACUACUACAACUCGUAUUAUGGUACACUGGCAGAGGACGAGCAGCAUCCGUCAUCCCGACCACGGCCCCAGCUGCAGACCCAGAACCUAUCCCCUGCAGGUGUUCAGCACUCAAAAUCCUUAUCCCCUCUAUCCCCCCUCUCCCCUCUCUCCCCAUUGGCCGCCGAACCGUCUUCGUACUCGCAACCGCACUCUCCCGGCAGACAUCCAUACGCGUACAGCGCGCUCGGCCCUUCCGCUCCAGACACCCUUCCUCGCGCAGCUCCCCCCGUCUCCCCUUCCGCCGUCCCGUUCGCGCAGGAGCGGCUCCCGUUCCCCCGCCCCACCCCUCCGCGGAUCCACCUCUCCCGUUCCGAUCAGGGCGACAAACCAAAAGUGCCCGCGUACCUUAAGCCCUCGCCGCGCGGCUCGCUCCUCGGGUCCUUCUCCACGCCCAACCUGCGCGGGCUCGCGCGGGGCGAGGCGACCCCGCCCAGACGGCAGCCCCUCCCCGCGCACCUCAAGGGACGGGAGCGCUGGCUCUCGCCCGAGACGUGGUGCGACGCGCUGCUCUUCCCGCGCCCGCGAUUCAAGGUCACCGAGGACGUCGAGGCAGAGAAGGCGCGGUGGUGGAGCAGGCGCAUCGUGAGCCCCCCCGGGAGCCCCGUGUGGCCGUCGCCCGCGGGCGAGCUCGAGAAGGCGCCGUUUGCGGUCGUCACGGGGAGUAUGCGCGGGCAGGACUCGCUGCGCCGCCUGCCGAAGAGCAGGUCUGCCGCGGAUCUGCUUUCGGAGGGGGGUUGGACACCGAAUUCGAAUGUGAAUUCGCCGCAGGCCAGACCGAGGGGGCAUACGAUCGCGUCUAAGUCGAGGGAGCCUGCUGCGCCGCACACGACAAUCGAAGAAAGCGAGCGUAAUGAUGCAGCGCCCCCCACACAGCCUCCCGCUGAAGAGAUGCUCAGGCCUCCCCGGCCAAAGAGCUUUGCUCAAGAUGAUCUAGCACUUCCCAGUCCCAUUCCGUCCUUGACUAAGGUCCUUGAGGAGGGAGAGAAGCUCGAGAAGGACCGGCAGGCGUGGAAGUCACAAGCCACGAAGUCCUUUCAGAAUAAGAGGACGCGAUCGGUCUCCCGGUCCCGCGCAAGGUCUCUGACCGCGACGCAUCCUCGUGUCCGUCGAAAGGAUUUCGAGGGUAAAGUUACCGAGAAGCUCGACAUACUCGCUGAGCGGACGCUACUGGGGAGUCAGGCUGCUGCACCCAGGAUCCACGAGCCGAGGUCUCCAACGACCCAGACGGGCUCCGUCGGUGUGGGAACUAACUCUUGGCAGUCCCGGACGAUCACCUCCCAUGCGAACACACAUUCACGCUCGCAUUCUUUGUCCCAGAACUCGCACCACAAACGCGGCCACUCGCGCAACGAAAGCUGGGGUAAGUCCGCUAUCAAGGCUGCCAAGAACGCUGCGACGUUGUGUGGUAUCGGUUCAGCCGAGAAUCUGGUCACGCCGAUUGCUGAGCGUCACACAGGUCCGUUAAACGACACUGGUAGAGGCGACGUGCCUAGGCUCGUUCGCUCAGGCGAUACCGGGUCUAAUCGGGACAAUGAGGGUUCCACGGACGAAGCGGUCGUCAUUGUGACCCCUGCUGUAGCGAGUAAAGCCUAUGCUCCUGCUUCGGCUGCUCUGGCUAUGGUUGAUAUAACUGCCAGUGGAGGAGAGCGGCAAGAUCACCCCGCACCCUCGCCUACGCCGUCAGGUCUGGGUGUGCCGGCAGAAGCUGUCGGUCUAGCUAUCUCGUCUCCUCCGCCUUCCGACGACCAUUCGAAGGAUUUCAGUGCGCAGGAGCCAAUCAGGUUCCCUGCCCAUCCCUAUGCGAUGUAUUCGAACCCACACAACAUCUCGCCUUCGGAAGUUAUGCGCGCCACUCCUCCCAAGUCGGAUUACGCUGGGCCCCAUCCAACGACACCGCGGGUCGCCAUCACUCUCCCAAUGGCGGAUAUCAACGAUGUGUCAGUCCGUCAUCGACUUCCACCCCACGCCAUACUACACCCGUAUUCUCACCCAUACGCUUCGACCAGUUCUCAGCCGGCAGGUGGCCAUUCUAGGGAAAAUAGCGAAGGGUCAGGCGGAAAGUCAAGGAUGUAUGCGCAAUUGCCCUCGGGGCAGGUGCGCGAAAUCUUGCCGGAAGAGAUCAGGAACUCGCCGUCGGCGAGUAUCACUGUGCCCCCGCCUGAAGAUGAGGGCGGUUUCAAACAUGCAUAUGCUGCUAGAAGCCGAGCCAACAGUGAUGCGCUCGCGAUGGGAGAUGUGCUGAGUUACGCGUUGAGGAGGACGGGCAGCGGAGACAGUGGGCUGGGUACCAGCGAAGGUCACGGUUUCGCUGCCGCGCGGGAUUGGGACGAUGACCGGAUAGAGAUCCUGCGAAAUCAUGCGGGUCUGGGUACUGCUACUGGGACAUCCCAUCAACUGCUCACCAUACCGGAUGAAAAGUUGAAGUCUUCGAAAGCCGGGGCAGGAAGACCUACUCUCCCUCAGCGGCAUACGCAACUCUCGGAACCUUUUUCAAAUCACACUCUUGCGUCAUCUGCGGACAGCCAGUACCCUAUCUUCGCGUCCCCUGUUCCUGAUAUUCCGCGGAGAGCCUCCCCUGACGUCUUGUCUGACGUGGAUUCGCUUCAGUACUCCCCGCGUGGUUUCGGCGGCUCAGAUGACCUUGAGCGGUUCCGUGACCUUUUCUACAAACCCUCCCCCAAGGAAACUAGCAGGACGCCGUCCAGUGAAAAGCUUAAAGAAGUCUUGUCGCGCGAACCCAGCGUUAGUGCUCAUCCCGAGACCCCUCGCUCCCCUAGAAGCCGAACUGGCAGCGGUUUCACUACUCUCGCUCGUCGAUUGACUGAAGAGCUGGAAGCUCUCAAAGAUGAGACUGGGUUUGAUCGCCCGGAAAGCUAUGAACAUCCUCCCAUGUGGGGCAGCCGGUUUGGAGGACUCAAGGGGCAGCGUCCCCUGCACAAUUUGUUUGAUCCCUCUGUCAGGCGGGAGAACGACGCUGGUUCCAGCACUUAUUCCCCCAACACCACUACGUUACCCCUGCGGCUACCAAGUGACCGGGGCGAUUUAUCAACUCUGGAGCCGGCCUUAAACAUACCUGAAGAUGUGGAAUCAUCUCGCGCUUCCUCGAUCCUGGAACCUUCGUCGGAUGGUGGCCAUACCACACAAUUCCGCUUAGGUGUUAUCGAAGCAGUCUCCACGCCGCCCGCAGUGUCUAGUGAUCAUCGCGUAUCAGCACAUCUGUCGUUGAUAGACGGUGAAGCCGGAGACCCUAUGCAGGAACAUCCUAUCUCGGGGAACGCAGACUCUACGCAAAGGGUUGUCUCUCAUUCUAGCUUAGCACUUCCUAAUUCGGCUGUCACUCGUUCCAGUUACAUGACAAGUACUUCAAGCACCUCGCGGAUGUCUGGGCUGUCGGACUUCCCCUCUCCCCCGACCUUGCAGUCAACUCCGGGACAUAUGUCAAUAAUUCAGUCCUAUUUUGCCGACACCCCUCAUCACCAAGAAGAGGAUCCGUUUUCAGCAGCUGCCGCUCGUCAUCUACGUCCUCAGGUCAUCCGACAAGCAAGCGAAACCACAUUCGGCGAACAGGCUGGCUUGUCAUAG
Molecule: messenger RNA, 4475 nt
Organism: Gloeophyllum trabeum ATCC 11539
Lineage: Eukaryota; Fungi; Basidiomycota; Agaricomycetes; Gloeophyllales; Gloeophyllaceae
Exons: 7
Coding region: 165-4475 (1436 amino acids)
Source: RefSeq, a predicted model, not a curated record